Messenger RNA from Recurvomyces mirabilis, 1890 nucleotides. RefSeq lists its product as uncharacterized. The record is from RefSeq and is a predicted model, not a curated record. Gene Ontology annotation, molecular function: small GTPase binding. The transcript is spliced from 2 exons. Gene Ontology annotation, cellular component: Golgi apparatus. Gene Ontology annotation, biological process: endoplasmic reticulum to Golgi vesicle-mediated transport; Golgi organization. The coding region runs from base 1 to 1890 and encodes 629 amino acids. Lineage: Eukaryota; Fungi; Ascomycota; Dothideomycetes; Mycosphaerellales; Teratosphaeriaceae.
AUGUCAGCAGUGCAUGGCACGGACAACACAUCAAAGUCAGCAUCAAAGAAAAAGAAGAAGAGCAAGAAGAAGGCCAAUGGCAGGGCUCCGGAUGCAGCUGAGAGUGCACAAGCGAACGGCGUGAAGCACGAGGCUGGCCAGGAUGCAGACGAGGACGAUGAUGACGACGAUGUGCCCGAGACGCUACGAGUGGUGAAGCUCAGUGAAGAUACGCUGCACAUGCCUUCAUCUCCGCCGGCACCAGCAUCUCCCAUAGAAGCUCGAGAUCCUCCCACACAGAAUGGAGCACAACAGUCACCACAACAAAAGGUCGAGCAGGAUGAGAGAGAGACAGUACCACCAUCUGAGCCGGACGCCAGCGCUCCUGCGCCAGAUAGUCUGCCUUCCGAGACUACAGCCCGUCUGGAUGCCCUACAGCAAGAACGAGACUUGUUGCGAGAAGAAGUGACAAGACUACGACAAUCUUUGGAGUCAAUUCAAACACUCCACAGCGAACAGCGAACCGAGCUAGAGCAGACCCAGCAAGGCAAAGAGAAUGCUGAAUUGCAAUACCGGAACUUACUAGGCAAAGUCAACACCAUCCGAUCUCAACUAGGCGAACGACUUAAGCAGGAUGCCGAAGAACUGGAGCAGGCCCGACGAAGAAUAGAAGAACUCGAAGCCAGUAACUCGACAAUCGCAGACGAGAACCAGCGGUUGCAAGAAACCAUAACCGAGCACCGCAGCAAGCUGGACGCACAGACCGGCGAGAUCGAAAGUUUACGUAGCCGGACGAAUCUUUCGACAAGCAAUUGGGUCAAGGAACGGGACGAAAUGGUCUCCCGCGAAGCCUACAUCAGAGAAGAAUACGAAGUCGCAAAACAGGCUAUGCAAGACUGGGAAAUUCUAGCCACCGAUGAACGUAGCCGCCGCGAAGCACUGGAAGAACGAGUCGGCGACUUGGAAGACCAGCUCGGUGGGUCGAGGGACGCUUACGAGCGCGUGAGGAAUGAGACAGAGACGCAAGGCAGUACUGUGGACGGACUACAGCGUGCGCUCCGAGACCUCCAGGAUGAAAGGAAGCGAGAGCUGCGAGAAAUGGUCGAGCAAUCUCAAGCCCAGCUCGAUGAGCUAAAGAAGCAAGCAAGCCUAGCCGAGUCCGGCGCAGAAGAACUAAAGCAACACCUCGAAGCCGCGAAGAAAGAUCUCGACCGCGCCCUACCAUUCGAAAAAGAAGUCCGAGAAAAAAACCUCCUAAUCGGCAAACUCCGCCACGAAGCCGUGAUCCUAAACGACCACCUCACCAAAGCCCUCCGGUUCCUCAAGCGAGGCAAAGUAGAAGAUAACGUCGACCGCCAACUCGUGACCAACCACUUCCUACACUUCCUAGCCCUAGACAGGAGCGAUGCGAAGAAAUUCCAGAUCCUCCAACUCAUCGCCGCCUUACUAGGCUGGGACGAAGCACAGAAGGAACAAGCGGGUCUCCUGCGCACAGGCGCCGGGGCAUUGGGUUUCGGGAGUGGAACGAUGGGGAGUCUUAGACUCCCCGUCUCGCCGUUCAGGCGCACGCCGAGCACACCUACACUUAGUAGUGAUUUCGUGCCUGAGACUCCGGGGCUGCAGGGACGGGAGAGCUUGGCGGAAUUGUGGAGUGAGUUUUUGGAACGCGAGGCUGAAGCUGGUGGUGGUGGUGGUGGUGGGGUGGGGAGUAGUAGGAGGGGCAGUGUGGCGGCGAAGAGCGUAAGGAGUACUAGUUUUGCUAGCCAAGGUGGUGGUGGUGGUGGUGGUGGUAGUGGUGGUGGGGUCGCGAGUCCGAGUAGUGGUGUGCCGCCCGUGCCUGCUUUACCUGCGGGGGUAGGAAGGCAGAGUCCUGAGGUCAAGAGGACGGAGAGUGGAGGUGGGACGAGGUAG